AUGUUGAUACCUGGACAGAAUAGUCAUGUCAGUGUGGGUAUUAAAGGUCCCACCCUGUGUCCCCAGCUCCGACCACGUACACAUGAUGUCCUGUUACCUGCUGGGGUCACCAAGGUGAUUUCACUGAGUGGGAAGAACCUACUUGUGCCACAGGCUGGCCAAGGUGAUUAUCAGUGUAAGAUAGGCACUAACACAGUCCCAGCUAUCAGACAGAAUGAUAGUGCCAUAGACUGCCAGAGCCACGCUUAUGUGUAUACAGACAUCACAGGCCAGGAGAUACAUGAAAUACAAGUAAUCUGGAAUAAUAACCAUGUGAUAGACCAACCCAUAGGCUCUCAAGUGAGUGCAAUCCUGUACAAGUGUAACAUCAUGGGCAGCACAUGUGGCACAUGUAUUGGUGGUGUGGAUGCACAGUUUGGCUGUGCUUUCUGUGGAGGGACGUGCAAGUAUCGCCCAACAUGUAGUGUGCCAGUUGAGAGCACUUGUCCUGAUGUCAUCAUUAACUGGGUAUCACCCUUGAGUGCCCCAGUUGAAGGUCACACCAAGGUCACCAUCAAUGGCACCAAUUUAGGCACUUCUGAUGCCAGUAUUCCCACUGUUAGACUGGCUGGGGUGGCCUGUAGACCUGUUGUAGAAGAUUAUGUGGUCUCAAAGAGAAUUGUGUGUACGGCAGCAGAAGCUCGAGGAAGGUUGCCCAGGAAUGGUUCCAUAGAGGUCCAGCUCCAGGGUUUAGGCAGGGUGUACAACUACUCCAAACAGUUCAGAUAUGUGGACCCCAAGCUGGGGGCAGUGUUCCCAGUGAAAGGCCCCAUGUCUGGUGGCACCAGGCUGACUGUGAGGGGGAAAGACCUGAAUGCUGGCAACCUGGACAAUAUCAGCCUUACCCUGGGGGAGGAAAUGUUGCCUUGUGUUGUAGAUAGAAGUGCCAUUGGUAGCCAUUCCACCAUUUGUAUCACCCCAGGGGUCAGUAGGCCAAAGGCCGUGACCUCUGUCAGGAUGUUCUUUGACGGCAGUGUAAGAUUGCUGGACCAGGACCCCUUCACAUACACUGAGGACCCUGUGGUGGAGAAAAUAAUGCCACUGACCAGUUUUGCCAGCGGAGGACGGAAUUUGACAGUCAUUGGGAAGAAUUUUGACUCAAUUCAACAGCCAAAGAUGUUUGUAUGGAAUGGAAAAGAAAAGUGGCACCCGACGAAUUGCCUCCAUCAACCAGAAAUGUCAGACACCGUAUUAACAUGUCCAUCGCCGAGCGCACCAGCCAGGAUUACCCCAUCGGUCCCCCUCACUUUAGGUUCCCUGCGGUUAAGGAGACAGCUGGACACCAAUGAUGCCGUGGAGAUCGGCUUUAUAAUGGAUGGAGUGGUAGCAGUGCAGAAAUUAACCAACAUAGCUUCAACUCUUCAAUAUGUUGUGGACCCGUUGUUCCAGAAUUUGACCAGCGACGGCUCUAGUGUGAAAUAUCAAAGUAACACCAACUUCGUAAUACGUGGAAAAUAUCUCAACCUUGCUGCAAGUGAAGCAGACGUGAUUGUUCUGAUCGGUGGAAAGAACUGUAACGUCACUGCUUUGACUCACAGCGUUCUCAUCUGCACACCGCCAUAUUUUGACUACGGAGAUAAAGUGGUGACAAUACAUAUGGGUAAUUUGGAGUACCGAGUGGGAUAUUUUAACUAUGGGGAUCUUCCAGUUAGUUUUAGCUGGGUAGCAGGUGUAAUUGUCGCUAUUGCUAUUCUGUCUGUCAUUGGAAUCGGUACCGGAGUCAUAGUCUAUAAAAGACGCGCAAAACCCACAGCUAGCAGUCACAAUGGCUCCAAUGCCACGGAGUACCUUGAUUUAAGCAGUCAGAUCACACUGCCACAUGCUGUCAAAACUUCAGAUGAUGCUUUGGCGCUGGUGAAGGAUGACGACUUAAAAGCUGCUUUAAAGCCCGUACUUUUGAGCAGAGAGAGGAUUAAACUUGGGAAGUUAUUAGGCACAGGGAAGGGUGCAGAUAUUCAGCACAUAGAUGAAUUCUUCACAGAAGCAGCUCUGAUGACGUCAUUUCGCCAUGAUCACGUGUUGGCACUACUCGGGAUUUGCUUUGAAGUCGACGGCAACCCUAUGAUUGUAUUACCAUAUAUGGCCAAUGGAGACCUUAAAACCUACCUCGAGGAUUCCACGAAUGCACCCACGGAACUGCAGCUGCUGCAGUUUGGUUUGGACGUAGCUUGGGGCAUGGAAUACCUUGCUGAGAACAAAUUUGUUCAUCGGGAUUUGGCUGCAAGAAACUGUAUGCUAGAUGACCAACUGCGCGCCAAGGUGGCCGAUUUUGGACUGACUCGCGACGUGUACACCACUGAAUACUACAGCUCCAGAGACAAGCAGGCCAAGUUGCCGGUGAAGUGGAUGGCACCAGAGUCCAUGGAGAGGGACGUUUACACAUUUAGUUCUGAUGUGUGGUCCUAUGGUGUCCUACUUUGGGAACUGUUCACUCGCGGUAAGGUGCCGUACCCUGGUGUAGACGAGUGGGAUGUUCUACAGUUCCUAAAACUUGGGAGAAGACUGGACAAACCCGACUACUGUCCUCAGCACGUGUACCAGCUGAUGCUGAAGUGCUGGUCGUGGGAGCCAGAGGAGCGACCAGACUUCACCUCUAUUGUAACACAAAUAGAGGAGACAGUGAAAAUCAACACGGAAUUUGGUGGAGAACCUUGGGACACAGGGGAGGAUGAUUACGACGCAUAUACUGAAAUGGACUAA
Messenger RNA from Lingula anatina, 2739 nucleotides. Its product is annotated as hepatocyte growth factor receptor-like. Gene Ontology annotation, cellular component: plasma membrane; signaling receptor complex. The record is from RefSeq and is a predicted model, not a curated record. Gene Ontology annotation, biological process: nervous system development; cell migration; positive regulation of kinase activity. Gene Ontology annotation, molecular function: transmembrane receptor protein tyrosine kinase activity; ATP binding. Lineage: Eukaryota; Metazoa; Brachiopoda; Lingulata; Lingulida; Lingulidae.